Molecule: messenger RNA, 18844 nt
Organism: Porites lobata
Lineage: Eukaryota; Metazoa; Cnidaria; Anthozoa; Scleractinia; Poritidae
Source: the annotation of a GenBank genome assembly
GCUCAGCACAUGCACAUGGCACAUCGAUUGAUUGGAAUGAAAAUUUUGAAAUUUACGGAGAAGGCUUUCUAUGAACAAAUCGUGCUUCAAUCUGCAAAGAGCUCAAGAUUUCUGAGGUCGUUAACUAAGGGAAUCCACACAGAGUUUCUAAAUGAACCAACGAAAAGUUUCCACAGUUUUUACCUUGCGCUAUUUCGACAGGAGAAUUCUGAUUUUGAAAAUGAGUUUAUAGAAGAGAACAUUUUGGAGGUACUGUUUGUGCAGUAUUUACCAGAAUCUAACUGUGGAUUUGUUAGGUUUUUAUGCCUGAAAUAUGGAGGAAGUCAAAGUGAAAACAACAGCUUAAAUUUUGAUUGGGGAAAAAGGUUGAUUGAAGAGGCAGAAAGUAAUUUAAACAAGGUGAGUAAGCUUAAGCUUAUAUAAAAAUACAUUAACAGGCAUAUAUUGCUAUUCUGAGGUAAGUUUAAGCAUUCCAAUGAGUAACCUUUUUCUGUGUUUACGAUGAAAAACUAAUUAUAUAAACUUAAGAUGGAGAAUUCAAGACAGUUAAUGGAACCCAAGUUGAUUUCUGGGGUCUGUAUAACUUUUGAGAAUUCUCCCAACCCCUUCUUUGUGAAAUUUUCUGGUCACAGCAGACAGUAUCCAAGAGAAGUUUCUAAGUUCGAUUUUAAUGUUUAGUGAACACAAGUUUUUACAAGGUCUUCACGCAAUCACAACCUAAAGUUAAUCUUCUGUUCAUAUUGCAGACUGUCGAACCUUCUCAGUAUGUAAAAUCUGGAUAUUUUUUUUAAAAAGACGUUGUUUGGCAUCGUUGUUUGGCAUCGUUGUUGAGACGUAUGUGAAGUUUUUUUAUGUGUAUAAUGUAAUGACAUAAUGGUGACUUAGUUGAAACAUACAAUGGGAAAUUAACCACGCUACUUGAUAAUCAUUCUCCUGUCAGAAAUAAGAUUGUAACCUUGCGUCCAAAGUCUCCCUGGUUCACCCCCAAGAUCAAGAAACAGAAACCAAAAUGGAGAAGACUAGAAUGCCAUUGUGUGGUUCCAGAAAAUAUCCAUACCCCCCCCACGGAUGGUUAAUGGAAAUUCCUAGGGGGUGGGGGGACUAAAGGGUAGAAUUUUCCGAGGGGUACAGGGGGUGCCCACGAGAAUAAUUUUCCACAGGGUUGUAAAAGACGCAAUCGAUCAUACGAGACAUACUUUAUAAGUAUAUGUGGAUUAUUUUGAUUUGUAGCACAACAAAAAAUAGAAGUAGAUGCCCUUUCGAGAAAAAAAACUUCAAGAUGUUUGUCUCAAACGUCUAUUGUCUUCUUUGCUGGGAGUUCGCUCUCAUCUCCGCUCUAACGAUUUGUCCACAUGCUCUAGCGAUUUGUUCUAACGCUCUAACGGAUUGCUCUUACGAUCUAAUGAUUUAUUCUAAACAGCUAACGGUAGGUCCGUCCAACGUUUGACUUUGACGAAGUCUUUAAAUAAAUAUCGUCCUUCGGGCAAAUCGAUCGCAAUUCUCAACAGGUUACUUCUCCAGGAAUAAAUGCUAGCGCAUCGAUUAAUAAUAAUUUCUUUAUGUCGAACAUGUAUCUACAUUGUGGACUCGACUGCAGAUAGUCUGAAAAAAACUUACGCUAAUCGAGAACAAACGUCGUCUAACUUAGCCUCCCCGCAGACGUCCUUUGGGGUUCGUUUGUCACGCAUUCAUUUCUGGGGGGAGAAAUGAAUGCGUGACAAACGAACCCCAAAGGACGUCUGCGGGGAGGCUAUGUCUAACUCGGCGAUAUAUGUCUCGAGCUUUGUGUAAACAACUUUAUGCAAAUUUCUGUUGACUUUCAGUGAGCUCGUCGCGACAAAGCGUUGCGUGACGACCCAAAUGAGACCUUUGCUGUAUUUUAUUAUUGACUUCUAAUAGAGUACCGUUGAAGGCAAGCUGUUUGUCCAACAGACCUUUCGCCAAAUCAACUUUUGCCCAAAAAUAAUAACGAUCUGUUCCUUCUUUGUGGAGAAGACUUUCGAUCAUGUGCUAGGCAACGAAAUAGAUCAUGUUUCACUGAUGUUCAUUUCUGAACAUGAAUCGAUGCAAAUAUGGGACGCAAAAUGAAUGUUUGCAUAUUUUGUUCUUUUAUAACCCAAAUAGGUUUUUUUGUAAUUCCUGAGAUUUGUUUAACUGCAAGUGUAAUUCAUUCAAAGUUAAACUUAAUUACAAACAUCGAGAGAUCGCCUUUGUGGUGACUUUAGGACCCGAGGCUGAACAAAUGAUAAACUUUGUUGUAAGUUAGUUUUCUAGUAGAUCCGUUUUGAAAUUCGAAUUUCUUCACAUAGUUUAAUGUUAAAUCAAUAGUUAACUGUGAAGUUAUGCCGGAAAUGUUGCAUUUGAGAUGAAACUGUCUUAGACAAGACAUGUACAUAGUGAAACUUAAUUUAUUACAGUACCAGACAUCAACUUUGUUUCUGACUUUGUCUGUAGGUAGAUUCGUUUUGAAAUUUGAAAAUGUUCACAUAGUUUUUUUUCAAUGAAUAAUUCAAAUUUAAAGUUAUGUUUUAAAUGUUUUCUUGAGAUGACAUAAACUUAUUAAUCUCUGUUCUGCCUCGCGCGUUUUGCUGGAAGGACUAAUUAAAAAAGAGAGACCGCUCAUAGUCUAUCAAGCGUGCUCUACCUACGUAAGAAAUACAUAUUGUCUUGUAAAAGAUUACAAAUAGGUCAAAGAUUAUAAAAAAAAAUGUGUCUCAAGAUGAGAACAGUUAAUUUUAAGCGGUACACAGUCGAUUAUCUCUAAAUAUGGCAAAUUAAGACCAUGAAAAGGAAAAUAGGAAAUUCCUGGGGGGUGGGGGGGUUAUACAUGACCCCUCUGGAACGGAAAUUCCAAGAGGGUGGGGGGGUCUAAUCGGAAGAAUCAUCCGUGGGGGGGUAUGGAUAUAUUCUGGAACCACACAUUGGCAGAAAACAAGACUAACUGUGGACAGGGAAAUUUACGCGCAACAAUGUGCAGUAGUUUAUAGGCUUAUCUGUAUGUCCAAAGCAAGUUAUUAUACAGAUCUUAUUAGUGAACUUGUAUCCAAGCUAAGUGAAUUGUUUGGUACCGUGGACACCUUACUGAAAGGUAGGACUGAAAAGCGUUGCGUGCCCUGUGAUUCCUGUGAAUAUCUCGCGAAGAAAGUCACUGAUUACUUUGAAUGGAAGAUAAGUACAAUUGGAGUAAAUCUUGAUCUCAGAAGAUCAAUAUUACAAGACCCUUUCCCAGAUGCAUGUUUUGAACAUUGCAAUGUUUUGGCUUAAUAAUGUUCACACGUAUUGCGUGCCUAUUGCAACUUUGAAUCAAGACAAGCACUCUCCACUACUCAAUUUAGGCGACACCCAAACAAUAACCAACUAGGGGGUCUUUAAAUAGGGCAUGCUCACCCGAAAGUUUAGAAAUCUUGAUACUCUGAAUCACCAUUUCUAGCAUUCUGAGAUGACAAUUUCUGUCUAAAAUGUUCGAUAAAUCAAUUGUCUUUUUUAUGCCUAUUUUCAGUCGUAGGUACAUUACUCAGUGUUAUUGAACAUAUAUUUUAUGUGGUUUUUAAAGUUUUCUGCACACCAGUUUCAGUUUAGUUUACUCUGAGAAAUUCUUAUGAUAAGAAUUUAUUAUUAUAAGAAUUUAUUUGAAAAGAUCAGAACAGAUGUCAAAAUCAGGAUUUUUCUAAUUCCGAUCGCACAUUGGUCAGGAUUCAGGAUCUUCAAGGAAAAUCAGGAGAAUCCCGCCGAGAUCGGGAAGGUUGGACAGUCUGAUAUUGUCCUUCAAAAUAGAAUAAUAGAAAUUUGAGGUUUUGCUGAUCAACAGCAUUAGCAGGGAUAAGGAAAUAUACUGCAUGGAGCUACAUAUACAAAAAAUUGGUAUUAGGUAAAGUUUGUGAAAAGUGUAAAAGUAGGGUAAAGUAUUAGAGAUUUGAAAAUAAAAAUUUUUAAUAAAGAACAACAAUCUAAUGAGCAAGUGUCACAGGACAAAGAGUCUUUCAAAACACGUAACACUCCUACGACACUCACUCAUUAGAUCACUAUAUUUUAUUCAAUAUAUUUUUUAAAAACCUUUCAUUAAAAGGCCUUAUUAGAACAAUAUUUUAAUCCGAAAGCUAAUAAAAAGAAUAUCACUUCGGGUUGAAAGCUUAUUGGGAGUGCAUUCCUGUCAUUGUCACAUGUUUUCAUAGUCAACGGUCACACGAUUGCGUGAUGUGUACCCAAUUCCCAACACCCUUGAGUGCUUCUAUCAGGCUUUGCAAAUACAGCAAAUUGUUUUCUAUUGUUUUAAUAGAAUAGCAAGUAUGGUUAGAAUUUAGUGGAUGCUGUGUUGGGUGGGGUGGGGGGAAGUGGCAAUAUUGCUUUGGCAUAGGUUAGUGGAAGUUUAUUUAUAAAUAGCUGCCCCUUUUUUUAUUUCAAAUCCUUGAACACUAUAGUGAUUGUCAAUUUCUCAGUUACUAUAAUUAAAAGGGAAGACUAUACCCUAUGUGGGACACCUGCUUCCAGAGGUUUAUUGGUAGUUGAUAGAGAGUUGAGCUUUGAUUCAUGUAUACAUCAAACAGCAAAUGCAAAUUUUUACCACAUGACCAAGUUUCUCCUUUAAUUGUUACUUACUGUUCAUUAUUUCUACACAUAAAUUAAACGUUUCAUGCAAUUUUUUAUCCAUAAGAAUUGUUUCUGCUGUUUUUAUCUGGUCUGCAUUUUCUGUCUUGAGAAAUUCUCAACUAAUGAAUCAGACGUUUGGCGUGUAUGUGAACCUAAAAGUCUCUAAUAUGUGCAAGUAAAGAAAUGAUAAGAAAAAAUGAAUGAAUCUUAAUAUAAAUUAUUUCUCAUCAGGAGGCACAAAGGAAUGGAUUUCAGAGAGUCCAUGAAAUAUUUUACCACAUUGCUACAGCUUUCAGUCCUACAACUAGCUGUUACUCCGAUUGUUUGUACAACAUAGGAUUUAGAAUGGUGGAAACAGCAAAUGUCAGCUGGGAAAAGUUAAAGCCAAACAACUUCAGCCAUCUUCUUGUAUACAGACCUCAUCUGGUUCCAGAUUUUUCAGAUGAGAAUGGAACUCUGCAUGAUGAAAUUAAAACAAGCAAUGUUGUGAAAUUCUUAAAAGAAUUUUUAAAUGAGUAUAUGGAGAGUGCAGAACUAGAUGCAAAUAAAGUUGAAGAAUGGCUUGGGUUAAUUACAAGACUUGAGAACGGAACUAGUGAAGUCUUUGUCAGGUCAGCAUUCCCUUGGCAUGGUAUGUGAUACAUUUCAAAAUUUGGUCAUCUUAUUUUGAUUAAUAUGUAAGUACAGGGAACUGUAUAAUGCCACUCUCCCGGAUUAUCCAGGAGUCUCCAGGAUAUGGCACCAAUCUCCCUGUCUCCUUUAUGGGCCACCAAACCUCCCCAACAAAUUCCUUUUUUUUUUUCAAAAAAAAAUUUUGUUUCAUAGUAAGAUUUCUGGGGCAUUUUUGCACAUAUAGAUUUCAUAUUUCAUCACUUACAGAGAUUGUUUGGACUUGAGAAUCAUAAAAGUCAAUUUUGAUGAUUCAUACUUUACGUAAGACUUCAUAUAAUAUCCUUAGCCGAACCAACAGGCCACUUCCACACUUCCGAGUUCCAAAACCCCUCACUUUCAAAAUGAGGCCAAAUGCACAAUAUUAUUUGCAUGAGAAUGAAAAGUCAUUUCCAUAUCAAGGGCUGAGCACUUAACCUCGUUUUGAAACAGGCGCCUUGCAGAACUCGGAAAUGGCCUAUUUUGUAGUAUGAGAACAAGGGCAAUUUGUGUUCAUCUGGGAGGGAAGGGGUGUUAAUUCAAAAGAGAGUAUACAGAUCUAAGAUGUCUAGGGGGUGGCAUUCCUGGAACCUGUGUAUGAAGAGGUGACCCACACAGGUCAGAGGAGGGGUAGGUAGGUUCUUUUGCCUACAUGUAACUGCACCCUCCCCCUGAAGAAAGGGAAACAGCAGAGGAGGGUGUGGCUAAACACAGGUGAUACUUUUGUCGAUGGGAUAGGUGAACGGGUUUUUUUUCUUUUUUGUAUGUAUAACAAGCAAAAGUGAACAAUAGCAACAAAAUGAAUGAAAAAUGCACUAAACAGUGGGCCAAACAAUGGUUCACAGCAGCUCAGAAGUUAAAGAUACAAUGAACAACAGCUACAUAAAUCAGGAUGCUAAAAGAUGGUGAUUAACACAGCUUUUAACUUACUGGAAUCCUUCAUCAUUGAUCACUCCAACCACAUUGUCUGCUGGAGUUCAUUCUAAGUUUUGACUGAAGUAUGGAUGAAAGUCCUAUUGGUGGAGUGGGUUCUUGACAUUGGUACAGAGAAUGCAUGACUCGGCAUUGACAGACUGGAUCGAGUUUAACAGUGAGACACCUAGGGUUGAGGGAGGAAAUCCUUCAAGUCAGCUGGACCUUUAUUUGUGUGCAUCUUGUAGAGUAUUGAUGCAGCUGCUACUAAGCGUUUAGUUAGACUCAUCAUAAUUAUUGUUAUCAAUAUAUUACACGUCAGUUUUCAUAGAUAGAAUGUGAAAGGGUUAACCUUUCUGUCAAAAGUAGUGUAUACCCAUGAAUGAUCUAAGAAUUGCACUAAGAGCCUGUUUGAAGCUAUCAUUUCCAAUUUUUAUUGUGAGUUGCUGUAAAAUUGAAGUUAAACAACCUAACGUUAUUUUUACAGGGAGUACUGCAUCGUGUCCUGAUAAUCAAGUUGCUGUUGUUGGUGGAGGAGUAGCAGGUCUUGCCGCAGCAUCGUCUCUCUCUGAAGCUGGGUUUGAAGUUGUACUUUUGGAGGCUGCUGACUAUUUUGGCGGCAGAGUAAAACAAGCACAGCCUUUCAAGGGUUUUGCACCCGUUGAUCUUGGUGGAGAAUUUAUUCAUGGAUCAGACAGCAUUAUAACCAGAAUUGCCAGAGAAAACGGUUGGCCUGUUCUACCAGUAAGGAGAUCUUUUGUUUUGAUAGAGUUUUCUUUAAACAAAAAAAGGAAAGGAAGGUGGUAACUCUGUCCUGUUUUAAGUAACAAAAUGCCAGUAGAGGAAUACCAGUAUAAAACACCACCACAGGAAACAGGCGCAGAUCUAGGAUAAAUACUGACCAAUUUCCUAAACGAGUGCUGAAGGCACAAGCUUCUAGGGGGGUCUGGGAGCAGGCUCCCCCCAGAAAAUGUUUUGGAUUUUAACUCCUUGAAGUCCACCUUUGCUGGGUUUUCUGAGUCGUUUAGACAGGAUAUUGGCCAGAUUUCAACUUGGAAAGUGUUUUUUAUUAUUAAGAAUAUAUUUGUUAUGAAAAAUCUGACCAAUUUCCCCAAAACGGUGGAAAUUGAUGUGGAUCCGUGCCUGGGAAAGUAUUGCCAUUUAAAGUAGCUUUCACAGACUUCAAAGUUAGAAGCACCUCACACAGCACGAUAAACAACACCACAUAAUAGUACUGCGUGGUAGCUCUCAUUAAUUUUGAAUGGUCACAUUUGAGAGGAUUUCUUCCACAGACUCAAAAGUCAGAACCACCAUUUUCAGCAUAAUAAACAGUGAGACAUGAAAGUAAAAAAAAAAAUUCCAAAAAAUUCUUUCCUAAGAAUAACGGGCCCCCCCCCCGGGGGCCCCUCCCUUAAAUCGGCCACUGUGUCAAGCCUAAUUUUUUUUCGAGUUCUUUUUCAACUUCUUUGGUAGUUAGUUCUAAGAUCAUUUUCAAUUUCAUUUAACUUACAGUGUUUGUUAUCUUUGCUGCAGUGCCAUGGAUGUGAUGAGCUGGAAACUGAAGACAUGAUUUACUACAAGGGCAAGUUACAUCCCUUGCUCAGUGAUCACCCAGAUAUAAGCGAGGCAUGGAAAGCCUGGGACGAAAUUAUCUUUUUAUCACAAAAAGAAACCAACAAUGAUAUUCUGCAGACCUCCAUUAGCUCAGAAAACAAGAGAGAUACUUUUCUGCAUAAAGGUGGUGUCGAGACAAGAGCUGAGAAGGAUUUUGCAGACACUAUGACAGCAGGAUGCAAAACACAAAGAGCUGGCAUAAACGAUUCAAGUAAAGGUGAAUGUGAUUCUACUUCUACAAAGGAAACUGAGUUUGAUUCUAAUUCUACAGAAAAUGUAGCAGACACUGUGGCAACGGAGCACAAAACACAAGAUGGAGACAUGAGUAUUCUGGAGUGGUUGAAGAGGAGAGAAUGCGGUGAGGGUGUGAUUGGGGUGUUUGAAGCCAUUUACUGUCAGACUGUUGCUGCGGCACCCAGUCAAAUGGGACUACUGGAGUCCUCCCGUGAAGAAAAUGCUUGGGAUUAUGGGUCUGGUAACUACAGGUUAGUUAGACUCCUUGUAGACUGCGAUCGCACAGGGGGCUCUCAAGUCGCAAUAGAUUUAAGAAAUUUAGGGGGCCUGGGACAGUCGGAUAUUUCGAAAAUCCUAGGAAGAUCCGAUAGCUUACCGAGUAUAAUACAGAGAUACCGAGCGGUUUCCGAAGAUUUCUCGGUCCCAAGUCUCGUACUGGCCUGCAAAAUUCAAAUGGUGGCCAAAAGAAAAUACACUCACGCAACGAUAAAACUAAGUAAUCUUUAUUCACUUAUUAUAAUGAUUUAAUCGGACACAAGACCACCCUGUGCGAACGCAGAUGUAUUUGCGUUUGUCACUUCCCUCUGCCCUAAAAGUUACAUUUUUUUAAGUGCCAAAGACUGAGGCUAACAUUAAUCGAUUUCUGUUUCAAGUGAAAGAAAUGCUGAGAGAUGCUGAAGACCAAGUGUAAAAGGUCGUGAAGGGACCCAUUAUUUGGAUUGACAAGCCUUAAGACCGUAACCUGCGAGAAGCCACGCGAGUGCAGCACGUGAACCGAUCUCUCGCGCGUUGUGUCGCGGCUCGCUUCGCUUGCCAUAAAUGGAGAGCUUGCUAGCAGGCUAAGUGCAAGAAAGAAGAGGAUACACGGCUAAGACUCACGCGAAGCUUCCUUUCUUGCGCCCAUAUUACUUGCAGGCGACUGCGUAAAAGACCGUUCCCCUCUCCCCCCUCCCCCCCAAAAAACCACUCAAUUUCAUAUACCAAAACUCUGACUUCUGCCAUACACAUGCCAAAAACGCCCUUCAGCUGAGGACGCCCGGCAAAUUAUAUGGCGAACGGAAUUUUCACGUUACAGAAUGUAUUAAAUUAGCCUGCGCCACUGACGAAACUAAACUCUGGUUAAGUCCGUCUGCGAAACAGCGCAGAAAACCUUGUUGUGAGCCCCCAGGAUUUACUCGGAUUAUAUUACGCGUCAUGAUUGGCUUGUUGAAAAAGUCAUUAUGGAUUUGCCAAUCAGGAUGAAAGGAAAUUUGAAACGCACUUCUAUUAAUUCGUUGAGCCCCGUUGAAAGCCAAGAUCAAGGAUGAUCCCGGCGGUGCUUCGCAGACGCUACUAACCGACGCGACGAAGGCUAAAUUAAAUCUGAUUCACACAGUUGGACUCGAUCAAGAGUCAAGAACUUUCCUGCCAUAUACACUACAUACGAGUGAAUGGGAGUUCGCAAUAAUCCUUCAUGUCCGGAAAUUGCCCCUUAAUGGCCACCAGUAACGUUGUGCUACUCCAGAUAACUAUGAGCACAGCGUUGAUUAUGGCCAAAAUGAGGUGUCUCCUCCACUGUUUUCUCCACACAGCAAAGAUCGGUCUAUUCUGAAAAUGCGUCUCAAUAGCGAUUGUCAUUCCGGAGAAAAACCACUCGAUUGAUAGUGGGACUGAUGUGGUUAUCACGAAAGAUUGUAUUAUUUGAGGACACGUUUUGUUGUUCGUGUAAAAAUAUUCAUGAAGGUGAAGAAAACCGUUCACAGAUAUAACAGCACUUGCCUCAUACAGCAUACUCAUUAUGGCGAUGUCGGUUGCAAGCCUUUCUAGGCGUGGAGAACGAAAAUGUUUCCAGGCAACUGUUUUUCUUUGGGAAAUCCUGUGAUACAGGUAAUCAAUAAAAACUACAACACUCCGCUCUAUGACUUCUGCAAGUCCAUGAAUUAUUCCAAUCAAGGUGAUUGAUUUUACGUUGACGAGGUCUACUUGCAAAAGUCUCGUCAUGACGGCAGAUCCAUAAUACGCUGGUACAAGGUAUGCAAAUGCUCUUCCUGGGUGACUUAUUCGCCACAAUCGUUGAACUGAGAAACGAGAAAUUACCUUCAAAAUAACAAAGAUAAGAGGAGUGAAUGUUGCGAUGAGGAUUUUCCCAGUUUGUUCCUGCUUGUCGUAAGCUGGAUAAAUGAAAUUAGCUACAACAAGGCCCAUAGUGAUUGGCACAGCGCAGGAAACUAUGAGCAAAAUGAAAGUUUUCAGUUUCUUUGCUCCAUUUCUCGUGGAAAAAUGUUUAGCUAUGAUCCAAGUUUGUACACAGACGUCCAAAGCAAACAAAGCUUUAUCAGGAAUUCUAAGAAGUGGUGUCCACACUGAGUAAUAAAUACCAUUUUCUUGAAGGAGUAAGCGAUAGAAGACGAAAAGGACAUAGGAGCAAUACGAAACUAAAAAUAAACUUUGCUUAACUUCCUUAAUUUGAUAUGAACGAAAGAAGAAGAGAGUGUUCAAAGUGAACCAGUUGUAGCUAAACACCCCUGUCAUCGCAGCAGAUGCGGUUUUGGACCAUUGUAUUUCUAUGGGAAUGGCAGAUUGGUUGUGGCGAGCCAGGCAAACUAGCCUUACCUGAUAGCUCAUGUAAUAACCAAAGAUAGAAACAGACCCAGUUAGAAGUGCACUUAAGAAUGAAAUCAGAAAUCCAAAGUACAGGGAUUUCAUUAUUGUUCGCUUAAGCGAUGGUCUAAACAGCUUCCAAAGCAUUGCUGUAUCUUCAAUUUCGUCAACCGUAUCUUCACUGUGCUCUGGCGAGAACGCGUGUAAAUCUGUCCGUUGAUUUACAGUCAAAUACUCAGCAUUUGAAACUUCUCUGUUACCGUACUCCUCGUAAAUAAAUUCGCCAACAGGAUGGUAAUCCCAUUCUAAAAUAAAUUCGCCAACAGGAUGGUAAUCCGAAUUCGUACUUCCAACCAAACCUGAAAGUUAAGGCGAACAGCCAGAAUAGCAGAAAAAGCUACGUUUACACUCACUGUUGUCAACUAAGUACCUGCGUAUUAGGGAAAGUUCAUUUAAUAUCAGGGGGGGAGGGGAUGAAGAAUUUCGAAGCUUGAAAUUUUAAGUCCUCGUUCAAUUUUGUCGACUUGGUAGUCGAAAUAAUUUCAGAGCCCCCCCCCCCUCCUCCUUCAAUUCCUUUGCUCCCCUGAAAAAGAAGACUGUAUUAAACACCGUUAUUGUCUUCAAUGGUUUAUAAUGACAAACUUGAGAAACAGCGUACAAUUUUCCAUUUUUGGGAUGAACCAUUGAUUCUGAGACUACAUUUGUUAUAUCUGUAAAACGUGAUAUAGCUGAGGCAUUAAAUUGUUGAGUUGAAAACCAUCCAGAAUGAUGUCAUGUGUUGGUUUUGAAGUAUACAAAAAAGCAACAAUUUUUUAGCCCCCCCUUCGGGUGUCUCACUGUUGUCAAUAUCUUCAUCCCCCCCUGUCAUAUUAAAUGAACUUUCCCUUAGCGGAGUCACUAGCUAAUUCACGGGCAGCAAAUUGCUGAUAUGGGUUCUGGCUUAAACGAAUACAGUUUACGGAGGUUAGUGCUACGUCACACUGCCUGAGCUGAUGCGAAACUGAUUUAUACAUAAUUCUCUUAGAAUGUUUUUGGGUGUGGCCGAGUUAUUAUUAUUAAUUACGUGAAAAAUGAGGUACUGUAAUAACGGAAGAAAUGCGCAUCAAUGGAAGUUUAAGCACUGCUCGAUCAUCUUUCAGCAACGCAUAAUUUUCUUUUUGCAUAUUAAUGAAAGUUCGAGAACCGCUUGAUCACCUUUCAGCAACGCAAAAUUUCACCGGCUAAUAGUAAUGAAUUAAUCUAAGAGGGUGAAGGUAAAUACUUUUUAAAAAAAAUAGUCCUCUGAGGGGACACGAGCUUACUGGCGAUGAAUAUUCUGUACUCCAGUAACCAUAAAAAAAGAAGAAAAAAAAGGAAUCUAUUUAACUGGAGGAAAAAAUGUGGCCAAUGGCGGAUUUCGAACCAUGAACCACUACGACAUCGAACCGAAACCGUGUGCUUGCAAAAUAACAGUGACGUUGUGCUGCCCUAGCACGUACUUUGUCAAAAACGUGAGACAAGUUUAGUUUCACAUGUAAGGUUGCUUCGGCGGCUACAGGAAACGUUUUACAGAUAUGGUCUAGGGACUAUUGCAAUAAGCAGGAAACCUCUUGCCAAGACUGCCAAGAUUAAGCACGCGAACCUCAUAACGGAAUCCCACUACCAUAAGUUGUUUGGAACCUAUGUAAAACUUGUGACGUUUGAAAUUGAAUGUUUACAUAUGAAAAGUGACAGUUUCGUGUUUUCAUUUUCCCACAGCGUGAUUUUCAACAUUAUAUACAACCAGCGAUUCAAAAAAUAUUCAUAAUGACUACAUUAAGCAAAUACGAAUGGAUGGAGAUGGCAAAGAAAAUCCAAAUUAUCUAUCUAAACCAAUUGGAGAAUUAUCGAAAAGUCAAAACAAAGCACGUUUUCCGUAAUAUUAUAUGUGAAAGGUCAGAUAAAUAGCUGACGUUUUUACAUGUAAACUAACCGUGUAUAUACUAGUAAUAACCAAAGGUUAGACAGGUUAAGGAGUGCGGGCGACAACGAUCGUAGGUCAGAACGCUUUUAGUCCAACGCUCUGCUUUGCGUAAGUUUCACGUGAUAGAUGAUCAAAACACGCGUGAUCAGAUUACGAGGGGUAAAAGUGAUGAAAUUGCGAUUAGUGCAUUCCAUUCAUUCUUAGUGGAAGUCCAAAAGAAUACUGAUUACAUGCAUACGACGCGUGCGUAAUAACAACCUAGAGAGUAUGAUUGCGGGCUCGUCUUGUCGCCCGCAAUAAUAUCCUCUUCAACCUUGUUAAAAAGCCUUAAGAAUGUUCAGCACAAGAAUUAAGUUCACGUUCAUGAAUUUAAUCUAUACUAUAGUUUAACGUCUCCCCACCUCUUGUAUAGAAAAUGUAUAGGGGCAGUAAAGGAGAAUUUAUACGUUGAUAUUAGGAUUUAAGCGUUAUUUACCCCAUUUUGCUUUAUUUCUUUGACUAGAAUUAUUUUCGAAAUGAGUAAUUUACUUUUAUGAUAUGAAAUUGUUUGGCUUAAGAAAAAGAAGAAGAAGAAGGAAGAAGAAUUCUUUUCUAUUCACGUAAAAACAACGAGCGCAGGUAUCGAACCCUGUCUCUUCGGCUUUGAAGGUCACGCGUUACUUCAUGUUCGAGAACAAUAGAAAAGACCUUACCAUCAUUCAUUCAUUCAUUCAUUCAUUCAUUCAUUCAUUCAUUCAUUCAUUCAUUCAUUCAGUCAGUCAGUCAGUCAGUCAGUCAGUCAGUCAGUCAGUCAGUCAGUCAGUCAUUCAUUCAUUCAUUCAUUCAUUCAUUCAAGCCGUCGAUAGCAUAAAGCCUUCUGGCCGUAAGCCAGUAAGCUCAAAAAGAAAGGAAAAAGAUUGGAAAAUAAACACUAGCUAAAGAACCGUCCUUCAAACACACUAAGAAGUAUCAAAACAACUCUAAUUUUGUAAUAGAGUAGUAAAAGAUAUUUAAAGUUACUACUGAAUUAGAAUAAUUGUAGUUAUGUAAUAGUAAUGAGGUAAUGAAUAGAUAUUUAACAAUUAUUCCUAGUGCUGGAAUGGGCUCUGAGUUCUGAGUCAAUAGCCCAUGAGGCCGAAGGCCGAAUGGGCUAUUGACUCAGGGGCCAUGAGGGCGAGAGGAAUAAUUGUUUUAGUAAAAUCCAACUAGUUGGUCAAAAAUAUCGAGACAAAACAACUUUAGCUACCAAAACGAGAUUCAGCUGCCAUUGUUUUGGUUUUUAAAGCCGGUGCUUUUUGCUACUAGUGGGCUAUAACAUAUAGCCUAGUAGUAGCUCAACCAAUCAGAACGCAGCCUUGAUAAGAGACCCGCUAGUUGGAUUUUACUAAAUUAGAAUAGCCAACGUCUGUAAAUUUCGAAAAUCGGUUGAGAGUCUCGAAUUUUUUAAUUUCUUCCUUUUUUGCCCAAAUAAUCUCUAUACAAUCUUAGUACACUAAUUUCAAAAAACACAUUAAAACUUGUAACGGCUUCUUUUUUUUUUUGUAGAAAUCUGGAAAAGUCUAAAUCGGCGCUCUUUCGAGCAUGAAAUUAGCGAAAAUUGAGGGAUGAUUUCUCUGAGUGAAAUAAGGUCACAAAACACACUUGUACUUUAUAAUGGCAGUAUUCCAAGUGCACCCCGUCAAGAGACUUAAAUGGUAUUUUAACUCCAGUAAAGCGCAUGUAACAAGCAAGUUUCGACGCUUGUGGAGUAGCGCAUAUGGUUGGAGGACUGAGCAAUUAAUCGUGAGCAUUCAGCUGAGGAUUCAAGAGGAUUCUGAGGGGAAUUUCCUUGUGCCUUCUUUUUGUUAGUUUUUCGAAUCUUAAACAACCAUAAAGAGCGAAGAACCGCGCGUGCGAUUUAUUGGUUCUCGAUAACUCUUACCCCAUCUGAUUUCUUCACCAGCAGUCAAAUUGCCGAAAUUUUGUUCCAAAGUUGCGACAGGAAUGAGAAACAAGAAAAAUCCAAGUAAAAAAUCUCAAAAGUCAUUGACGAAAAUUGGCUGAAAAAUGCAACUAAUCAUAAGGUUCCUAGGACAGGCCUAAACGGAACUACAACCCAGACAAAUUCUCAGAGGAUGGCGAAAAUACUAGAAAUACGUGUAUCGCAGAUUCUUGGAGGAACGUUGUAAAAUCAGCGUGAAGUGCUGAACAGAGCGAAAAAAUGCACAUUUUCUUGUAUUCAGAAAAGCUCGUCCGAUUUUCUGUUACAUCAAUGGAUAGGGAUGCACUCGUGUUAGAGAAAUUCUCUUAUCGCAGAUUUUGAAAGUAGUGAUUUUCAGGUUUUACUAUUUUUGGCAUUCUCGCAAGGGAGUCUCGUAUAUAAACAUUCAGGUAUAUAAUUAUUCGCGUUCCCAGUAUUUUCUCCGAAAAAAUGGAACUGAAUCUCGUAUUUUCUCUGUUCAAUUUUCUGUUUCUUUCGUUUUUAUUUUUUACAUAUUUCUUUUUUUCCUUUUUCAGACUGGCUGGUUCUUAUUCACAGUUAGUGGAAUAUUUAUUAAACAAAUGCAGUAAAGUUGAUUUGCGUCUCAAAUGGCAAGUGAAGGAAAUAAAUUGGAAAGGUUAGUUAGUGUACGAUAUAUUUCGUUCAUACCCCAUUUCAUUUGAAUAAUAAUAAUAAUAAAUAAGAAUAAUAAAAAUUUAUAUAGCGCUCUUUCUAGAGGGUUUUCAACAGCACUUUCGAUGUAUGGUUAAAAAAUAGAUUCCAUAUUUGCUUUCGUCUGUCCAGUAAUAGAUCACAAAUGGCUCCAAAGUGUGGUAAAAACAAAGUGGCACACGAGCCGCAGGCGAGUGUGUAGUCUGAUGUUUUUACCACAUUUUGACGUCUUCUUUGAUCCGUGGUCGUCUCUGGACCUCAUAAUUGCGCACGGGCGAUGCGUUUCGGGUCACGUGGUCCGAGCGUUCGUCUCGGAUACGUCACUGAAAUACAUUGACCGAGAAAGGCUUGGGAAGACGCCGUACAGGGACUACGAAGAACAGUCCGAUAGUGCAAUUCGACACAACAUAGACCCAGUCUCACGCUCGACUUAAAAUGGCCAACAGGCGGACACCUCUCUAAAAUGUAGUCCAAGAGCAGCUUCCCGUUCAGUCUUCCACGUACAUCCCUGUCGUUCUUCGCUCUUUUUCUUGAACCCUUUCCUUAAUAGCGGAGACCCAUCUAAGGCGAAUACUUAGUACAGGCCCCAACGGGUCCGUCGCGCAGUGCUUACGGUAUUUUUUUUCAAUGGCAAUGUUGCUCUGUUAGAUGAAAGCUGCUGAGAAGUACUUUCCGUGGUGAUACCGUUUACAACCGUGUACAGUUAAGGGUGAACGCUUAGAAAAAUUGUAGGGCGACCUCGUUCCCAGGCUCCUCUCCUACUCGUUUACCGGGGCGAAUGGGUCGAGUCAAAAUGACGGAGAGGGUCCUGGAAACCAGGUUGAUUGUAGGCACUCCAAAAUUCUGGACCUAAGAUGGGUGCCCAGCCAACAGAGUUUGUCCAGAAAACUAAGAUUUCUCUGUCACCCAAGAGCAAAAGCGCAGCCCAGUCUGUAAUCCAGCCAUUGUGUCUGUAGAUGGAAACCUAUAUAACCACUGAAAUUACAUCCGCGUUGAUAAGAAGUUCUCCUUUGAAGGAAAUCUUGGUCAGAUCUCCGGUGAUAGACAAGAUAGAGCAAGCCCUGGAGAAUAUGUUGUCUUGAAAAACCAACGUGGUGAAAUGUUAACAGCCAAGUACGCUGUCAUUACAGUGCCGCUUACGGUACUUAAAGAUGGCGACAUCAACUUUGUUCCUGCUUUACCAGAAAAUAAGAAAAAGGCGAUAGACAGGAUCCAGAUGAAAGGAGCACUGAAAAUUGUUUGUCGUUUUAAAUCACAGUUCUGGUCAGAUAAAGUAAAUCUUAUUUACUGCGUGCGUGGUUUCGUCAGCCAAAUAUGGAUGUACACACGUGAUUCAUCUGACAGUGAAGAAAAGUGUCACGUGAUCGCCGGUUUUCAAACUGCUGAGCCUGCGGAACAGAAAUUGAAUCUCAGUGAAAAGGAUGUUUUGGACGGAUUCCUCCAGCAACUGGAUGAAAUAUUCGGGUGAGUCUAUAACAACGAAUACGAUAAUAUGUCAACUCCAUCUCGUCCCCAGUCGCUCUUGCUCUGCGCUCGUUCCCAUCAUCCCCCUCUCGCGCUUCUUGCUUGUCCGUGCUCCUCACUAAGCCUUUGGAAAGCCUGUGAAGGAGGCAUAUAUCAACCGCCGAAAGACAAAUUUAAAUGAAGAAAUGAUCAGUGCAGUUGUUACAGCAAUUUAAGCAAUCGCAAAACAUUAACCCGACACGAUGAUGCUCGAGUUCGACGCAAACAUGAAAGGAGUGACGGUAGAAUUUGGUAGCCCAUGGGAACAAAAGAACAGGCGAAAGUGUGUAAAUUGUAUACGAUAUGGUAAUUUCUGGGAUAAAGUAGACGAGUGUCCUCUUAAAACUGUCGUUUUUACUGCCUUGGGUUCAAAGGCCGUUUUUUCUCAGCUGCAGGGACCCCAUUAGUCCCGUUUUCCAUGUAAACCCCUUCUUUUUUCCAAUCCCCAUCUCUAUUAACCCUUCCUACCAUAUAGUCUCCCCCGUUUCUAUAGAGUCCACCUUAAAAAGUACCCUGGGUACCAGAGACUUUUCGUGCGUGGUUCCGGUUUCGGUCAAGUCUUUAUAGUGCCUCGCCGCUCAUGGCUUCGGCCCUUGGCCGAAGAUCUGUUGGCCUGGGGGUGACAUCGAAGCAUCCCUCCGAGCACGAUAAAAAAUACUCUGGUCCUCAGGGUAUUUCCUAAGUGGCUUUUGAAGUGAGUUGCUAUUUUGCAGCAUACAAAAUUACCUUGACUGAAAUUGAAGGAAACCUAAAAAUAAUUGUUCGAUAAAAUAGAAUCUUACCAGUGAGGUACUUUUAAGGACAAAGGUUAAUUCAGGAUGGAAGAAUCUAAAAUGGAUUACAAGCAACUGACCGGAAAAAUUAAGCUAUUUUUAUUUAAAGAUGAUGACACCAUACUGUAGCUCCUUUAACCCUUUAAGCCCUAAGAGUGAUCAGUAUCAAAUUUCGCCUUGUAAUAUCAGUGCUUUGUAAAACAGAGUGGUCGUGAGAAUUACGGACCUGAUCACACAAGAUGAAUUUGCUUGAUAUUUUAUCAACUUCUCCCCAUUCCUUCUGUAGGAGAUGAAUAGCGGCAACAAAUGAGAAUUCAAAUUUUGAUCUUACUUUAAAUGGUUAAGGUGAUCUACCGUUCAGCGUUUUUAUCUUUAUUUCAGUACUGAAUCGCACCCGAAUCCUGCAACGGACCUGCUGAUGGACUAUGUGUAUUAUCACUGGUCAAAACACCCAUUUAUCCGUGGAGCUUAUAGCUCACCUACUGUGCAUGCGCAAGGCAUGCGUCACUUGCUUGCCAGCCCUCUGCAAGACCGCUUGUUCUUUGCUGGUGAAGCUACCAAUGUCACGGCCUGCGCUUGCGUUCACACGGCCAUGGAAACUGGUACUAGAGCUGCUCAUGAAGUUUGUAGAGUUGAUAAACACGUUCAGACGGAGUUCUAAUAGGCGUGGGCCUAAAUGAAAUGUUUUUGGUUUCAUAAAUUUGUUUUGAAUUAAUUAAAUUUUUGGAUCAAAAAACAAAAUUGAUAUGGGCGAACAUUUCCUGGUAGACAUCUCAGUACGGAUGAAUAUGAACCAGGAAAUUUCCUCGACCAUUUCCUAGCCGUAAAAUCAUUCUGUUAGCCCUUUUCGGUCCUUUUACAGAUCAAGAUGACACAUUUCUCUACCCUUUCAUAUACCCGAAACCUGAAAAAAGGUACCCCUGUCGGGUGGAGCCUCCAGGUAUAGGCCAUUAUAGGAACUACCCCCCUCCCUCCGCAACAAUACAAUCCACCACAAAGUCUGUAUUCAUCCUUCAAAUCACGUCUCAUUAUCGAUUAUUAUUCCAGCCCUGAACUCCAUGACAUAAUAGUUAGUCCCCUGUACUAAGUAUGGUGACAUAAGGUGAACAUGCAUCUUCCCUUCGGGGUUCGGCCACCUAGGACGUGCAAUCGGGGGAAUUUCACAAGUCGAAGUAUAUUAAUGGCUACGGGAAUCUGUCAUUUCAGUCAGCGAAAGCUGCCUCGUCCGCAGUCGCUCGCGAUCACUUUUUGGUGGAAAUAGUAAUAAUAAUACAUGAUUUAUAUAGCGCCAUUUCCGUGAGCUCAGUGGCGCUUUACAAUAAUCGUAAUUCUAAAAAACUAAAAAAUAAAUAGUUGAGUUGUUAAAGAAAAUAUACAACAGUUGUAGAAAUUAAUUUCGAAAAAAUAAGAUACAACCGACUUGCUAAGAUUAACUAAGGA